Cercopithifilaria johnstoni is the source of this 1524-nucleotide messenger RNA. Lineage: Eukaryota; Metazoa; Nematoda; Chromadorea; Rhabditida; Onchocercidae. The record is from the annotation of a GenBank genome assembly.
AUGCAUCGACAACGUCUCCACAUAACGGUUAUGCUGGUGAAGCGAUUCAAAUCAACAAAGGAAAACGAGGAUGUUACGUAUUACGUACCUCCCAAGACAUUCCGCCCCGCAUAUUUUCAUCCGAUGAAACCAUUCAAACGUAAAUCAGCGGAUCCAUUUCCACCAUUCCCAAACGAGGGAGAUUCGAGUGGUAUGGGACCGCGUUUAUACGAUUAUCAAGUAAUGAGCGAACUUGUACGUAGUUUACCCAGUGUUUCGGAACGGAUUGAUUUUGUUAAUCCAUAUGAACGUGAAUUUACUUUACGUGAGAAACGUUUCCAUCGGCCAUGGCAAGCGCAACUGUUGAAAACGCGAAAAGCAUGGCGAAUACAGUCGUUUCCAAACUAUUUCGAUCCAUUAAAUUUUUAUCAGUAUGUCACUAAAACAAGAUGUAUAGAAGGAUUAAGCGAAUGGUAUGAUGAAUCUGCUCCAAUACUUGCAGAAGGUUUCGAGAAUCGUUUAAGUGAAAUGUUAAAAUUGCAUUUGGAAUCGUCGAAUGUUGAUAACGAGCAAAAAAGGACUACGAGAAUUUUGAGAAGUUUAUUGGAUAUGUUGAUUGAAAGUGCAAUUCAAAGUGGCAUGUAUACUUGUCUAGCGCAUCAGAGGAUAUCUCAUACAUCACGAUGCGAAUCAUUCUGGAUUCGUUGUGGAUUUGAUGCUCUUUACGAAAAUGUGGAUCAACAUAGACAUCGAGGCGAUAACAGAGCAAAGCUUGGUGAACUUGCUUUCGUCAUGAGAGAUGCAUUUGCGGCGCAGUUACGAACAAAAAAUCCAUUGAAGCCUUUAAUGUCAUUUUGGGAUAAAGAAGUUACAAAGCCAUUAUUCGAUCCUGCAUUUAAUGUUAAAGAUGAAUUGAUAUAUUCACCCGCUAUGUUUGGAAUGAUGGCUGAUGCAGAUCCACUAUGGCAGUGUCCGGGAUAUGAACCUGAUUGUGGUGAAGAAUACAAAUAUGGUCACAUAGGAUUUAAGCAAUUCAAUGAUUUGGAUAUUCAUUGUAAAAGAUGGAAAGUGAAGGGUGAGGAAGAGAAAAUAAUUCGCAAUGAAUGUCUUCGAGCUUCUGCUGUUGUAUCACUCUUCUCUUGGCUGAAUUCUCAGGCUCAUGCGUUGGGUUUCACGCAAUACAAUGAUAUCGAAUAUCCGCUUGUAUCGCAGUUGGUAAUGUCCGAUGGGAAGCAGUUUUUCUUUGCUAUAGCUCAACUAAACACCUUACUUAUUAAUGUUGACAUUGAGGGAAUAAUAAAUAAACGUUCGAAUUUAUGCUACGUGGAAGGACCUCUAAAUCUCUAUGAUCGAUAUGAUAGCGAUAAGGGUAUAUUUGAAUUUGGUGAGAUUUGUACCGAUAGAGAAGUAAGCAAUUUUAACCCACAUGUGCUUGGUCGUUUGAUGCAAAUGCUUGUGAGGGAUAUGCCGGUAAAGACAGAGAUAAUAGGCGACUCGGUAGAGAUAUCAAAGUAUAUUCCUGUAAUGUUUAAUGGUAUUCCAUAA